Messenger RNA from Helianthus annuus (common sunflower), 1856 nucleotides. RefSeq names its product choline monooxygenase, chloroplastic. Lineage: Eukaryota; Viridiplantae; Streptophyta; Magnoliopsida; Asterales; Asteraceae. The coding region runs from base 367 to 1599 and encodes 410 amino acids. The transcript has 10 exons. Gene Ontology annotation, molecular function: iron ion binding; 2 iron, 2 sulfur cluster binding. The record is from RefSeq and is a predicted model, not a curated record.
UAUUUUAUUAAAAUUAAGAAAUCAAAUCUUAAGAUAAUGCAAACCGGUACAACGGUUUGAACCGACAGAACCGGAUUUACCGCCGGUACAUAAGACAUACCGUAUUCGGGUUUUACCGGCCUUUAUCGUACCGGACUCGUGUCCGAUAUCCGGUUUAACCGGUAUAACAGACCGGUUCAUACCGGUAUUUAAAACAUUGGUAUCCCCACCACCAAGUCCGUUUUUCAACUUCAUCAUGCGAUAAACUUGGCUCUAAAACCAACACGGGAGAUUGGUCCACGUGGACCUUCACAAACCAGUAAUAAUGGGCAUCCUCUACUCUAAUUAAUAAUUCAAGUUACUCUUUCAGUGAGAAGUAGAGCGAUCAUGGCGAUGAAUAUGAUGAUGAUUAACCCCAUUAAUCUUAACCUGAACAAAACUAGAAACCCGUACCCAAAUUCAUACAUACAACACACCCAAUCACUCAAAUCAUCACAAAUUAGCAACACCCAUGAACCCAAUCACACUUCAUUCAUAUCAGCUCAUUCACUGGUCCAACAAUUCGACCCCAAUAUCCCAAUUCAAGAAGCCCUAACCCCACCAAGUUCAUGGUACACUUCCACUGAGUUUCUCUCUCUAGAAUUUGAUCAAGUCUUCUUCAAAGGAUGGCAGGCUGUUGGAUGUACUGCACAAGUUCAGGAGGCUAACAGUUUCUUUACUGGAAGAUUAGGAAAUAUAGAAUAUGUGGUGUGUCGUGAUGAAUAUGGUGAGUUGCACGCAUUUCAUAAUGUUUGUCGUCAUCAUGCCUCGCUUCUAGCCUUUGGAAGUGGGAAAGGUUCUUGCUUUACAUGCCCUUAUCAUGGAUGGACAUAUGGGUUGAAUGGAGCACUUCUAAAAGCAACAAGAAUAACAGGGAUAAAGAACUUCAAUGUUAACGAGUUUGGACUCGUUCCAUUGAGGGUGGCCGUAUGGGGGCCAUUUAUCCUUCUUAAUUUAGAAAAAGGAGCGUUUUCUCAACAAGGUUGUGAUGAUAAUGUGGGAAUGGAAUGGCUUGGUAGCUCUUCUAAGAUACUAAGUACCAACGGGGUCGAUACUUCUCUAAGUUAUGUUUGCAGACGCGAGUAUAUUAUCGAGUGUAACUGGAAGGUCUUUUGUGAUAAUCACACAGAUGGCGGGUAUCAUGGACCUUUCGUGCAUAAAGAUCUUUGUCUUAAUCUUCUCAACUCCCUUUCCACCACAGUAUACGAGAAAGUAAGCAUACUAGGUCAGGAAAAAUUGGAUAGGCUUGGAUAUGAAUCCUUAUAUGCUUUCAUAUAUCCAAACUUCAUGGUGAAUAGGUACGGGCCAUGGAUGGACACCAAUCUAAUACUUCCAUUAGGACCCCGACGAUGCAAAGUGGUUUUUGAUUACUUUCUUGAAGCGUCUCUUAAGGAUGAUGAAGCUUUUGUGGCUAAGGGUAUAGAAUACAACGAGAAACUUCAGAUGGAAGAUUUUGUGUUGUGUCAAGCGGUCCAGAGAGGGUUGGAAUCACCGGCUUAUAGCAGAGGUCGAUAUGUGCCUAUGGUGGAGGAGGCCAUGCAUCAUUUUCAUUGUCUGCUACAUCAAAAUCUUAUCAAAUGAUGUUAUUUAUGACCGGUAACUGUUAUAUGCACCAUUAAGUUUCAUUGUAGGUGAACCCCAUUGAUUAUGAAUUUCUAAUUUGUUUCAUGUAAUCGAAUUGAAGAUCAUUGGGGUUCAUCAUCAUUGCCAUGAUCUGAUUUUACAAUCUUCCUCACACUCAAUCUCGGUUAUUAUCAUCGUACAUGACGUAAAAAUCUUAACUUUUUUGGUUUAACAUAUUUAAAAAUUUAUGACAGUUUUAAGUCUGAUCAACUAAC